Molecule: messenger RNA, 1374 nt
Organism: Cynara cardunculus var. scolymus (artichoke)
Lineage: Eukaryota; Viridiplantae; Streptophyta; Magnoliopsida; Asterales; Asteraceae
Product: deoxyhypusine hydroxylase
Exons: 7
Coding region: 96-1049 (317 amino acids)
Biological process (GO): peptidyl-hypusine biosynthetic process
Molecular function (GO): deoxyhypusine monooxygenase activity
Source: RefSeq, a predicted model, not a curated record
CUGAAUUCGUUGCAAAAGUUAGGGUUUUGGCAAUUCGAUCUCUCCACUUUACCUCCAUUUUUUUUAAAAUUACAAGCUUUAAGCUCAAGUUGGAAAUGGCGGUUGAUGGAAAUUCGUUCGAAGUCACUCCUGAGACAGAGAAAUUUCUUUGCGAGCGAUUAUUGGACCAAACGCAACCGAUUUCGGAGCGGUUCAGAGUCCUCUUCUCUCUCCGGAAUCUGCGAGGUCCUGCUCCUCGCAAUGCUUUAAUACUUGCAACAAGAGAUUCUUCGAAUCUGUUGGCACAUGAGGCUGCUUUUGCUUUGGGCCAAAUGCAAGAUGCCGAUGCUAUUCCUGCUUUGAAGCUUGUUCUCAAUGAUCUUUCUUUGCAUCCUAUCGUACGUCAUGAGGCUGCAGAAGCUCUUGGUGCUAUAGGUUUAGAGAGUAAUAUUCCUCUUCUGAAGGACAGUUUGGAUUCAGAUCCGGCACAAGAGGUUAGGGAGACAUGUGAAUUAGCUCUUUCUCGAAUUCAGGAGCUGAAGAAUGCUGGUGAUAAUCAUCAAUCAUCCACAACAGCGGCGUCGCCAUUUCUGUCUGUUGAUCCAGCUGCACCUGCUUCUUGCUCUUCUGUACAUAAAUUAAGGGAAGUCAUUUUAAAUGAAGAAAAGGGUAUGUAUGAGAGAUAUGGAGCUCUUUUUGGACUACGAAAUCAUGGAGGUGAUGAAGCAGUUGCUGCCGUAAUAGAAUCUUUAAAUGCAAAAAGUGCUUUAUUACGACAUGAGGUUGCGUAUGUCUUGGGGCAGUUGCAAAACAAAUCUGCUUCAGAUGCACUCUCGAGGAUACUUAAAGAUGUGAAUGAGCAUCCUAUGGUUAGACAUGAAGCUGCUGAGGCUCUGGGUUCUAUUGCAGAUGACCAAUGUAUCUCUCUACUUGAAGAAUUUUCCAAGGACCCAGAGCCCAUUGUUUCACAGAGCUGUGAAGUUGCUCUAAGCAUGCUGGAUUUUGAACGAUCCGGCAAAUCAUUUGAGUACCUCUUUAUGCAGGCACCUCAAUUACAGGAGGCAACAUGAUGGUUUCAACUUCUCAUUGUGUUUUUCUGCCAUUUCUCUGAGCUAUUUGUGGGCUUGACCCUGAUGAUUGGUGAUACCUUCAUUCUUGUAAAGCAAAUAUCGCGCAUACCCGACUUGAAUGUGUAUUAUGAUCAUAUAACUUUAUAAAUGUAGGGUUCUCGAGAGUAUGAUAAUUUACUACGCGGUAGACCCCCUACCGAAUGCUUAGAAAGUUGAAUCUUUUUUUCGGUACGCAUGCAACUUGAUUACUCGGAUAUUUUAGGUGUAAAUGACAUACAUUUUUCUUUUCGGGAUAAUUUUAUAGAAUAUAAUCUAUAGUUGGUUU